AGCUUGCCCUCAAGGAUGUAAACAAACCCCCACGUGGACAUUUUUGGGGGGGAUUAAUGAACAAAAUCCCCGCCAUCAUAUAAUAAAUCCCGUGGGAUUUAUAGACAAGGAUUUUAAGGGACAAUGUCUGAGGUGGAAGCAGCAGUCAUGGCAGCCCCUGGUGUUGGGAUGGAGGGAGCCCAACCUCUGACCAAGAAGCGCAGGGCCUCGGAAAAUGGUAUUGCUGUUGCAGAAAUGAAGAAUGGUACUGACGAAAAGGCUAGAGUUCUCGACGAGAGUUACUUUGCGUCAUAUUCAGAUAUUGAACUUCACCGAACAAUGAUUGAAGAUAGUGUACGCACAAAUGCCUACCAGCAAGCAAUAUUUCAAAACAUGGAAGAAGAUGUACGAGGCAAGGUUGUGGCAGAUGUCGGGUGCGGCACAGGCAUCUUGAGCAUGUUCUGUGCCCAGGCUGGUGCCAAAAAGGUUUAUGCCAUAGAUGCAUCGAAGAUCGCAGUCCAUGCUAAGCAACUUAUAGAAGCCAAUGGUUUCGAAGAUGUCAUUACAGUAUUACAGGGCAAGGCCGAGGAAGUUGUAUUGCCGGAGAAGGUGGACAUUGUUGUGAGUGAGUGGAUGGGGUACAUGCUCCUCUAUGAGACCAUGUUGCCCUCGGUCCUUUACGUCAGAGACAAAUGGCUCAAACCUGGGGGCAAAAUGUAUCCGGAGAGAGCGGCACUGUACAUGGCUCUGGGUGAAGCACAGUGGAUUACCAAGUACGAGGAAGGAACGUACGACUUUUGGGUUUCCCUCAACCAUGUUUACAACAUCGACAUGUCUCUCUUGGCUGACCAUGCUGUUGCCAGAUACAAAGAUGUGGUUCAUGUGCAUAUGGUGGCUCAGGAAGAUGUAUUAAGCUUACCAACACAACUGUGUGACUUAAAUCUCAUGACAAUUAGUGCGGAUGAUUUGCGUAGCAUAUCAAGGACUUUCACGCUGUCUAGCAUGGGAUCACGACGACUGAACAGUAUGGUACUGUGGUUUGACGUUUGGUUCCCAGGAGGAUUAAAGUUGUCAACGUCUCCAGAUCACGAGGAUACACACUGGCAAAAUACAGUGCUGCCUCUUGCCACUGCUCCUCUAGAGCAAGAUACUCAAGUUAAGGGAGAACUUAAUAUAACACAAGAUCUCACAAAUCAUCGUUUUCUAAAUGUGGACUUGAAAUAUUCUGUAGAUAAAGGUGAAGAAAUCACCCGUUCCUUUAAGAUGGACGACAAUUGUAAUGAUAAUGACUUCUGAGUUUGGGCUCGCUCUUUGUCACCAACUCUAGUCUGUCAUUUGACAGAAAAUCAGAAACGACUCCAAGUCUUAUGUUGGAAGAAAAUUAAGGAAUCAUUCACAAAUUGUAUUUGUUUUGACGAUGAAGCUGAUGCCAAGCAUUUAGAUUUUGAGAUAGGUAGGGAUAGAACAAUAUUAAAAACACUAGGAGAAAUACAAAUUUAAAGCUUACGGUGGCAAAUUAAUAACCUAACCUACACAUGAAAACUUUGAAAGGGAAAAGAAAUUGACAAUGUUCUGGUCUGUCCUGGACUCUUGUAAAGUAGCCAUAACCUUUAUGAGAAUCCAUCCAGAAUAAACUGAAACAUUGUCACUUUUCAUUUGUGUAGGUUACAUUAUUAAUUUUCAUCCAUGAUAUUGUGACUUAUUCUCUGCUUGUAGUGGUAGUUCAUGUCCUAGCAGAAUUACAGAGGAACCUCAGGGGGACAAAAAAGCCCAUCUAUGAUCAUUUCAGGUAACGAGCAGAAAAUUUGUCUCGAUUGACGAGCUUCUGCUCGGUUAACGAGAAAACCAUGCGAUGCUUUCUAGCGCUCCCGCUGGUUCACGCAAAUUCUCGAACAUCUCCGAUGACAGUGUUGUUAUUUUAUCACGCAGGAUAAGCAUCCCUCUGCAUUAAUUUGUGUUCUUUGUUUUUUGUGGUUAUGUGACUACAAUUUGUAACCCACGAUGUCGCCAAAGAAGCUCCACGUUUCACACGAUAAGCUCCGUGCCGGAACUGAUUAAAUUUGUUAACCGAGGUUCCUCUGUAUUUCCCAUCAUAACAUAUUUAGAGGAUCUUGCUUGCAUCUGGUCAUAUAUUAGAAAAUGACAUGAGAAUACGGUUCAAUCAUAGUUGUAGAGAGGAAAUAUUGGAGCUGUAUGAUGGGAUUGAAUCCAUAUCAAUCAACUAUUCAAGUACAUGCACUAUGAACUGAAAAUUUUUUCAGCAGUACACGUUCCUGAGGAGUUCAGGGACGCAGGUUCAGUCCCAUCGUACAGCUCCAAUAUCAUCUUAUACAUCUAUAGAUAUAUCAUGUUCUUGAGAUUGAAUUCUUCAUAGCUGUAGUUACAUCAAGAUCUCUCUUCCAAAGAAUCAUUAUAUAAGAGUUAUGUGAUUCUUGCCUUUGUUAAGGUCACGCUUACCUCCUGUGCAGGUCUUUCACUUGGGUACAAUCAUUUCCCUCUCGCAAGAUUUUAAUCUCCACAGUGGACCAUGUUUCACCUGACAGUGGACCAUGUUUCAGCUGACAGUGGACCAUGUUUCAGCUGACAGUGAACCAUGUUUCACCUGACAGUGGACCAUGUUUCAGCUGACGGUGGACCAUGUUUCAGCUGACAGUGGACCAUGUUUCAGCUGAUGGUGGACCAUGUUUCAGCUGACAAUGGACCAUGUUUCAGCUGACAGUGGACCAUGUUUCAGCUGACAGUGGACCAUGUUUCAGCUGACAGUGGACCAUGUUUCAGCUGACAGUGGACCAUGUUUCAGCUGACAGUGGACCAUGUUUCAGCUGACAGUGGACCAUGUUUCAGCUGACAGUGGACCAUGUUUCAGCUGACAGUGGACCAUGUUUCAGCUGAUGGUGGACCAUGUUUCAGCUGACAAUGGACCAUGUUUCAGCUGACAAUGGACCAUGUUUCAGCUGACAGUGGACCAUGUUUCAGCUGACGGUGGACAAUGUUUCAGCUGACGGUGGACCAUGUUUCAGCUGACAGUGGACCAUGUUUCAGCUGACAGUGGACCAUGUUUCAGCUGAUAGUGGACCAUGUUUCAGCUGACAGUGGACCAUGUUUCAGCUGACAGUGGACCAUGUUUCAGCUGACAGUGGACCAUGUUUCAGCUGAUGGUGGACCAUGUUUCAGCUGACAAUGGACCAUGUUUCAGCUGACAAUGGACCAUGUUUCAGCUGACAAUGGACCAUGUUUCAGCUGACAGUGGACCAUGUUUUAACUGCAUGUGUGUCAUCACAAGGGUAAGUUUUCAGUACAAAUCACAGUGUGGUAUAAUUGACAAUGCCUUAAACUUGCCUAUUGAUGUGUGUGUGUAAGCUAUUUUCUAUGUCAAUUUAUAACACCAGCAGCUAUAUAUUGGAUGAUAUUGCAGUCGGUGCAAUUCAUGCCGUCCAUACAGAAGUGUUGUGUGUGUGUGUUGCUUAAUACAUGUGAAUUGAUUUACAAUUUUUUAUUAGUGAUAUUAUUUACAAAAUAAUUGGUUUUAGUUAUUCAAAGAACUUUAGGGUAGGGAAAUGAAAGUGCAGUACUGUAUUUUGGGGAGUGAAUUGAAAGUACAAUACCUUAUUUUCAUUUAGCAUUUCUGUUCAGAGUUAAUGAAACAAAAUAGACCAAAAUUUGGCAUCACUGAGGGUCUUGAUAAAUGAAUUUAAAUAUUGGGUGUUUGAAAAGCUAGUAUAUCUUGCGAUGAUUUCAGGGCUCAACGUCCUCGCGGUCUGGUCCCCGACCAGGCCUUCUGGUUGCUGGACUGGUCAACCAGGCUGUUGGAUACGGCUGCUCGCAGCCUGGCGUAUGUAUCACAGCCUGGUUGAUCAGGUUAAUACAGAGGUAUAGAGUCUUAAGUUUUAUGUAUGACUGAACAGCUGACAUUAUAUAUACUGUAAUAAUAAGUAUUUUUGAAAGUGAGAAUUGCAUAGAGCAGAAACCAAGUUAGACUGGAAAAUGAGAAUGAAAAUGAGAAAAUACAGUAGUUAAAGGAAAUAAUGAAGGUGUAUAGGUAUGUGCCAAACUAAGUGGUGGUGAUAUAUGGCAGUGUGUGAUUGAGAAUACAAUAGGUAGUAAACAAAAUAUAAUAUAUAGAUGGAUAAGGUGAAUCAUUUGUUGGAUGAAAUGGAAUUUACAGGAGACAUUCCUGCAAGCUUUAUUAAAGUUGACGUACUGUAGCUUUGGCUUAACACUAAUAUGUCGUUGUGAGAGCAUCAUCAUGCCUAAAUGAACACUAGCUUUAGUGGGGGAGAGAAUAUGCUAAUAAGUAGAGAGGCCUUAUAGAUUACUUUAAAAUUUGUAGCAAAUAUUGAAGAAAUUUUCUAAUUGUGUGGAGUUUUUAUAUCAUUGAGAGCCAUUUAAUGAUACCUAUUAAACCUCAUAUACAGUAGUGAUGUAAUCGACCAAUCGGUCAAAAUUGCAGGGUUUGGGUAAAAAUGUGAAUUAAAAAUUCACAUUUUCAGAACAUUGUUCUUGAUAGGUUAGGUGGGUUGCUUGGGUUCGUACAUUUCCGGCUAGGCAAAGCUUAAGUCUGUAUGACGGACACAAGAGAAAAACUACAUUAUCCUGAUAUAUCAGUGAGAAAAUCCACAGGAGCUGUGAAGAGGAUUCGAACCUAUGCACUGGGUAUUCCCAGAUGCACGCCCUAAAUGACUAUGCCACAACAUGGUAAUUUAUCACUGCGUAGCCUAGUCGUUCAGAGUGUGCGUCUGGGAAUACCCGGCUCAUAGGUUCGAAUCCUCGUCACGGCUCCUGUGGGUUUUUCUCUGUGUAUAAAGUGUCAAGUCGUGAGAACGGUUUGUUUAAUGUGUGCGUCGAGCCCAAAUAUGGUUGACGCUCAUUGUAUGGUGUGGAGUUAUUGGGAAUAUAAAUGUUUAUUUAGUGUUCUCAAGGCAAGUGCUGACAUGCCAUUAUCUGCCAGUAAGACAUUUUUGUACAUUUUCCAGUGAAAAGCAUUUAAUUUAUUCCACAUAUUUACUUUAUCCCCACAACAUUUAACAGCCAGAUAUGCCAUUCUUUAGAUAUUUACCUUACAUUUAGAACAUUUUAUGGAGAACAAAAAUUGUUUGCAAUAUUUAAUAUCAAAGAUGGUGAAUAAAAGUUUUAAGUUAAAAGAU
Messenger RNA from Procambarus clarkii (red swamp crayfish), 5123 nucleotides. RefSeq names its product protein arginine N-methyltransferase 6. Gene Ontology annotation, biological process: peptidyl-arginine methylation. Gene Ontology annotation, molecular function: protein-arginine N-methyltransferase activity. The record is from RefSeq and is a predicted model, not a curated record. NCBI's taxonomy places the organism in Eukaryota, Metazoa, Arthropoda, Malacostraca, Decapoda, Cambaridae.